GACUUCGUGACAAAUAGAACCAAAAUACAUUUAUAUAUUCCUUCACAACGCUCUCGUUUCAGUGAAUAUUUGAAGUACAAGCAUGAGGGUCGCUGUUGUCCUAUUGGUUUUGUGCAUCGUUUAUCAUACAUCAGCUGAAACAUGUUCAUCUAACGGAGAUUGCACCAACACAGUGUGUGACAGUACACACGAUCUGGAAUGUCACAAUGGACAAUGCACGUGUGUAAACCAUGUCAGUUCUUGCUCAUCCGCAUCUGAUUGCUCCGGAAAUUGUCGCUUCUUUGGCCGCCAUGGAAAAUGGCAUUGUGUUGAUGCUAAGUGCCGAUGCUUCCUCGUUUAAUAAAUGAUGUUUGAUACCUUA
Ostrea edulis (European flat oyster) is the source of this 361-nucleotide messenger RNA. Its product is annotated as serine protease inhibitor Cvsi-2-like. Lineage: Eukaryota; Metazoa; Mollusca; Bivalvia; Ostreida; Ostreidae. The record is from RefSeq and is a predicted model, not a curated record. The transcript is spliced from 3 exons. The coding region runs from base 83 to 340 and encodes 85 amino acids.